Phytophthora sojae is the source of this 369-nucleotide messenger RNA. RefSeq lists its product as hypothetical. Gene Ontology annotation, molecular function: guanyl-nucleotide exchange factor activity; molecular adaptor activity. Bases 1 to 369 code for a protein of 122 amino acids. Lineage: Eukaryota; Oomycota; Peronosporomycetes; Peronosporales; Peronosporaceae. Gene Ontology annotation, biological process: cellular response to amino acid stimulus; positive regulation of TOR signaling. The record is from RefSeq and is a predicted model, not a curated record. The transcript is spliced from 4 exons. Gene Ontology annotation, cellular component: Ragulator complex.
AUGCUGCGUGCGAAGGUGCUGCCGGAGGUUCUGGGCCAGAUCGUGGGCGACGGCGUGACUGCCUGCAUGCUGGUGACGCUGGAGGGCGCGCUCGUGGGCUCUGUGGGCGACGGAGAAGCUGUGGACCACAAGGUGGUGGGCGCCAUCGCCUCCCACACGUGGGGCGAGUACCUGCACGCCGGCAAAGAGGCCAACCCCACGGGCGACCUGCGCACGAUGCUCCGUGGGCGACUGGCGAUGACGGUGGCGGGCAAGAACUUCCUGCUGUGCGCGUACUCGGGCGCUGACGCACCCGCGGGACUGCUCAAGGCCAAGGUUGAAGCACUGGGCACGUACUUGACGGCGUCGCUGGACCAGAUCGAACUGUGA